Megalops cyprinoides (Indo-Pacific tarpon) is the source of this 924-nucleotide messenger RNA. RefSeq names its product inorganic pyrophosphatase-like. Gene Ontology annotation, cellular component: cytoplasm. The coding region runs from base 52 to 924 and encodes 290 amino acids. Gene Ontology annotation, molecular function: inorganic diphosphate phosphatase activity; magnesium ion binding. Lineage: Eukaryota; Metazoa; Chordata; Actinopteri; Elopiformes; Megalopidae. Gene Ontology annotation, biological process: phosphate-containing compound metabolic process. The transcript is spliced from 11 exons. The record is from RefSeq and is a predicted model, not a curated record.
AUAAAAACCUCUCUUCAACGGCAAGAAGCUAAUUAAAGCGUAGAUUAAAUUAUGAGCUUCACCACAGAAGAGCGAGGAAAGCCCAACACACAAGAUUACAGAGUGUUCUUCAAAGAUUCAGAUGGAAAGUACAUUUCACCAUUCCAUGACAUACCAAUAUAUGCAGAUGAAGCCCAGAAUAUUUUCCAUGCUGUAAUUGAAGUUCCCAGGUGGACAAAUGCAAAGAUGGAGAUCGCUACAAAGGACCCGCUAAACCCAUUGAAACAAGACGUUAAAAAGGGCAACCUGCGUUACGUAGCCAAUGUGUUUCCACACAAAGGCUAUAUCUGGAACUAUGGAGCAAUCCCUCAGACAUGGGAAGAUCCAGGCCACACAGACGAGGACACUGGAUGUUGUGGUGACAAUGACCCCAUAGAUAUCUGUGAUAUUGGUAAUAAGGUGUGUUUACGUGGAGAGGUCAUUAAAGUGAAGGUUUUGGGCGUCCUGGCACUAGUUGAUGAGGGGGAAACGGAUUGGAAAGUCAUCGUAAUCAACAUGGAGGACCCUGAGGCCAAGGACUUUAACAAUAUCGAAGAUGUGAGAAGGCUGAAGCCUGGCUACCUUAAGGCAACAGUGGAUUGGUUUAAGAGGUACAAGGUUCCAGAUGGAAAACCUGAAAACGAGUUUGCAUUCAACGGAGAGUUCAAAGACAAGGACUUUGCUAUUGACACAGUGAAGAGAACCCAUGUCUUUUGGAAGGCACUAAUCGCACAGAAGACUGAUGCCAGGGACCUAAAGCGCAUGAACACCUGCGUCUCUGACAGUCCCUUCUGCUGUUCGAAGGACGAUGCUAAAGCUGUUGUUGAUGCGACAUGUCCUUUUGGUGAAGAAGAACCAAUUCCAUCAGCAGUUGACAAAUGGUUCUACUAUGAGAACUGUCCUUAA